UAUUUAAAUAUUACAGCUUCAACAUCAGAUAAUCAUCAGCACCCCAAAAGGUGGGGUGUCUGUGUUGCCUCUCACCCUGUAUAUGGUGGUUAUUAUGGGAGCAAUGCCUGGCAGGUUAAUGAAAAUCUCUGAACAAUGUCUCAACAAAUAUUGAGGGCGCUGCAGCAGCCGCUCACAUCCGAGUUAUUAUUCAGUGGAUGUUGAUGUGCACCUGCCAGACUGCUGCCAGUCUCUGCCACGACGGCGGCGAGACUGAGACACACCGAUAUCAAGUUUUAGAUUUAAUCCUCUGAUUCGUCUCGUAGAAACCCACGGAUAUUGUAAGAUGUCCGUUUUCCACGGUGAAGCCGGUCACUUCAUGUAUUUCGCCUUUGGCAGUAACUUGUUGAAGGAGAGACUUCAGCUGGCAAACCCCUCUGCUGUGUUCUGCACCACCGGCAGACUGAAGGACUAUAAGUUGAACUUUGGCCUGUGGGAGAAACAUGUGGACAACGUUUGGCAUGGCGGAGUGGCCACCAUCGAGUCCUGUCCAGGGGCAGAAGUGUGGGGGGUAAUCUGGACUUUAAGCAACGACAACCUCCCGAGCCUCGACAACCAGGAAGGGGUGAAUCUGGGGAAGUACUCUCCAUUGGAGGUUUCAGUGGAGACUGACAAAGGACUCAUACUCUGCAGGUCUUACCAGAUGAACAAUUUCCAUGCCUGCCUCCCCUCUCCUCAGUACAAACAGGUGGUGUGUCUGGGUGCAGAGCAGAACGGACUCCCGGCGGAGUACUUGAGGAGGCUGGAGGCAAUCCAAACCAACAACUACAGUGGCCCCUCGAUCCUUGAUCAAAUCAGAACAGUCAUGAAGUAGAGUCAAAGUUCAUAUUCUUGACUUUGGAAACAGCAGCCGACAGCUACAAUUACUGCUUUCCAGCGGUUUGCUCUGCAAACCAGUCAGAUUGUACCUACAGUUUACAUACAUGUAUGUAAAAACAUAGAUGGCUCACACACAUCUUCAACCAGGUAGCACAGAAGAUCUAUACAGUCGGCACAGAUUCAAGGUGGACACCCAAGAUUAAAGUCACCGCAUCUGACCAAAUGUUUCCCCGAUGAUGUUGAGAAGUGUUUUAUGCAGAAUGUUAUGAUGUCACAGUGAAGCUGACCUUUGACCUUUUGGACAUAAAAUAUCAUCACUUCAUUAUUUUAUCCUAUCAGACAUUUGUGUGAAAUUAUGUCAUAAUUAGCAAAUGAAUUCUUGAGUUAUGACCUAAAACAUAUAUUGUGAGGUCACACUGACCUUGACCUUCGACCACAAAAUUCUCAUCAGUUUACUCUUCAUCCAAGUUGACGUUUGUGUCAAAUUUAAAGAAAUUUCCUUCAGAUGUUCUUGACAUAUCGAGUUUACGAGAAUGAGACAGAUUCAAAAUCACAUUGACGUUUGAUCACCGAAGUCCAGUCAGUUCAUUGCUGAGUCCAAGUGAACGUUUGUGUCAAAUUUCAAGAAAUUCCCUCAAGACAUUCUUAAGAUACUGCUUUCACAAGAAUGGGAUGGAUGGACGGACGGACAACGUGACAUCAUAAUGCCUCAGGCCACAGCAAUUGCUGAUGUGGAGGCAUAAAACCAACCUCAUUGCAAGGUCCAAUUAUUAGCUAUAAAUCUGAGAACACAAAGAGCAGAGUAGAAAACAAAACAGAGUGCAGAAUAGCUAUUUGAGGGAAACUUGUGUGUUUUUGACCCUGGAUCUUAUUUUACCAUGUUUAUGUGUCUAAGUGACUAAUGGAGACAAAACAAACUGGUCCAAACUGGUCCAGUACUGAGCACUGGUGAGGCAGGCUCCAAUGUAAUACCUAUGGGAAACUGUGCACUGUCACAUUAAGUCCAUUAAAAGUGCUUGUUUUUGCCACUGACAGGCUCAGAUUUUUAUUAAAGUGUCUGACAACAUUAUGGAAAGGAUCCUACAUAAAAAUGAAACAAGUUUUUUUUUUGUUUGUUUUUUUUUUACUUUUGCUGAUCUGGCCUAUUUGUCACGCUCAAAGAGAGACCCCAUCUCACCAUGAAACUUCACAAACUGUCUCUUUAGGGUCCUCUCUAUAAUGUUGUAAACACUUCUAGUAACAAUCUGAGCCUGUUAGUGGCAAAACUACUUUUGAUGGACGUAAGGCAGACAUUUUGACAAGUCACAGUAGGAAAACCACAGGUGUAUUUACAAGUCAAACUGUCUGCUGUGAAAAAGGACAUUACCUGUAGGGUUUACAUUAGAUCCUAGUCUCGCCACCAGACAAUCAGAGAUCUACGCCUUCUGAUUUAUUUAAGCAAAGCGUCUAAAGACUGACUUGUGAGUCUCAUUAGAUUCUGUUCCCUGCUUCGGCUGUUCCCAUUGACUUUGAUAUAAAGCCAUGGGAAAAUAGGGCCCGGGUUUAAAAAUACCUUUUUAUCUCUUGAAGUUUAUUAAUUCACUUAUAAGCAUUCCACCUCAUCUCACAGCCUUCAUUAUUACCGUAAUGUAAGUAGUAAUAGUAUAAUGAUACUAUAAAUCAUAACGUGUCACGUAAUGGUGAUGAAGACUGUGAGAUUGAGUCUUCUGGGCUCGUAACUGGACCUUGAGUUGAGUUUCUCUUUGUCAAACAGCUACCAGUAUUUCUAAAUUCAAAGCUUUUAAGACCCAGUUAUGAAAUUGAACCAACUCCAUCGUGUGGCCAGAAGUUGGUACUGCAUGCACUUCAUGAGACAUUUGUCUGGGCCCAACACAUGCCCUCUCAUCUUGAGCUUGUGAGCUGCUAGGGGACUAUUAUUUUAUUUUAGAGCCACCACAAUGGAAGACUGAAUUGUAUGUGAAGAGCAGAACAUUGUUUGAUUUCAGUUUUUCUCAGGGGAAUAUUAAACAUUGAUGAAACACCCUC
This is a messenger RNA of Epinephelus fuscoguttatus (brown-marbled grouper), 2883 nucleotides long. It is a transcript of the gene ggcta, whose product is annotated as gamma-glutamylcyclotransferase a. The coding region runs from base 326 to 853 and encodes 175 amino acids. The transcript has 4 exons. The record is from RefSeq and is a predicted model, not a curated record. Gene Ontology annotation, molecular function: gamma-glutamylcyclotransferase activity. NCBI's taxonomy places the organism in Eukaryota, Metazoa, Chordata, Actinopteri, Perciformes, Serranidae.